GAAGCCGAUGAAUCGAAUCCGAACUUCGAAGCGAGUGUACUGCUGUGAUCCGAUGGGGUUUGUCCCUUUUGGCUUACCAGACCGAAGUUGAUGAGUUGUACAGCUUGAAGGGCUGUGAGACAGCUGAGCCUGCAUACAGCCUCAUGAACUGAUACAACAACCAGCCCUCCUUCUCUCCUUCCUCUCUCCUUCUUUCCAUCCUCUUGACCACACACACACACACAUGGGCAGAAAAACAACCAGCUAUCCCUCAUUAAUCUGACCUCUCCAUCAACAACGCACAGACCCACAACCACAACCAACCCCUUCCCCUCGUUUGCCCACAAGCCAUCAUGCCAUACGACCCAGUCCCACAAUCCGACCGACAACCUCGAUCGAACCAGACUAAUAAUAAUAAUAAUCAUAAUCAUAUCAACGAUCAUAAUAACAGUCGAUUACCAUCACCACCCCAAUUCAACCAACCAAACCAUCUACUACCCCAACAACAACAACAUCAACGACGAUUCUCAACUGGUGCUAGCAACGAAACCUCCUCGAUCGAACCCAGUAGUAACUCCGAGUACUUCGAUAGCGCAGAGGACGACCUCAUCACCCACCACUACCUCAACAGUCACCCCUCACCAACAACACUCCUACCCAACUCAAUCAACAACCAUCCCAGCAGCAGCAGCAGCAACAACAAUCACCACUCACUCCACCGCCAACUCAGCCCAAGCUCUCAAUCUCCUUCCUCAACCCUCUCAUCCUCAUCCCCCACCCUACUCCAAUCCAACUCAACCUCCCCUCACCAGCCCCAGUUCUCAAAGCACUCUGCCUCAAAUCGUCCCAGAGAUAGCUAUGCUAAUACCUACGGCUCUCCCGCCUCAGCUGCCGGCCCUGAUCUAUCCAGCCUCAGCGCAAUCGCCUCAGGUCUCGUCGGUGGUGACUAUGGCCCAUUCCCUCAAGAACUCAGUCACCCUGGAAUCGGUCCCUAUACCUCAUCUAACCCAAGAAGACUGAGUGCUAAUGACCCAAUCGUCGAUUUUGCUCUCCUACCUCCGGGCGCAAGUAAGAUCUUCAGCCCAUUCAACCAUUCAAAUCAUCAUCUCAAGUCUCGUCGUCCACCUUCCGCAGAUGGCUACUCGGGCUCAGUCAGAGACUCAUUGGUCUCAUAUGAUGACAGUGGAGCCGGUCACGUCUAUGGAACCAUGUCCCUACCUCCACCCAUCGGUCUCAACUAUACCGGAACUUUCUCCGAGACGACUGAGGAUCUACUCUGGAAGGAAGAGAACAAAGAACCGGAUGACUUCCUUCAUGACCCUGAUCCCGAUUUCGACUCCCGUGCCGAUCGCAAGUUCAUCCUCUGGUCCCGUCGAGGUUGGAUGAACGUAGCCUCACUCUCCAUCCUCGUCAGCGGUCUCAUCGGCCUCUUCGCACUCUAUCCAAUCCUCACCUACGUCCUCAGGCGUGGUCCAACCGCACUAGGCUGGAACCUCGGUGGGAUCAAUGGCACCGGCCAGUUCCCAGAUAUCCCUAACCUCCCUCGGCUCAUCGACCUCGCCACUCCAGAUGAUGCUAAGCAUCGAACCGGACUCGAUGGUAAGAAGUACAACCUCGUCUUCUCUGACGAAUUCAAUACCGACAACAGAACCUUCUGGCCUGGGGAUGACCCAUUCUGGGAAGCCGUCGAUCUACACUACUGGCAAACUACAAACUUCGAGUGGUAUGAUCCAGAUGCAGUGACCACCAAAGGCGGCAGUCUGGUGAUCCAGAUCGACCAAGAACCUGCACACAAUCUGAGAGCUCGGUCAGGGAUGAUCCAAAGUUGGAAUAAGUUCUGCUUCACCGAAGGCUACAUCGAAGUCAACAUCUCCUUGCCCGGUAGUCCCGGCGUUCAAGGCUUCUGGCCUGGGGCUUGGACGAUGGGUAAUCUGGCUAGGGCCGGAUUUGGUGCGAGUAACGAAGGCAUGUGGCCCUAUUCGUAUGAGGCUUGUGAUGUUGGCACUUUGCCAAAUCAGACGAUGCCCGAUGGCCGAACACCACCAGCUGCAAAGACAUCGGGAUCGCCGGACUAUGGUGGUGCUCUGUCUUGGUUACCGGGUCAAAGAACAUCGGCCUGUACGUGCAAGGGAGAAGAUCAUCCGGGGCCCUCAGUUGAUGUGGGUCGCUCGGGCCCGGAGAUUGAUAUCCUGGAGGCGCAGUACGCCUACGGACCUAACGGGAAUCAGGGCUCGAUGUCCCAGUCGAUCCAGAUCGCACCAAUGGACGAGGGCUAUCAAUGGCUCAACGACUCGAGCUCGAUGCAUGUCACCAAUCUGGCUAACUCGCCCAAGGACCCCAGUGGGACGAUCAUCAACCGUUGGCACGGUUCUAUCUGGCAGGAGUCCCUCUCUGGGAUCACGAUGACCGACGGGACCUCCUAUGAGGGCAAAGGCUUCCAACAGUUUGGCUUCGAAUAUAAUAAGGGUUUCCAGGCCGACGGUGGAAGGGUCAGCUGGACUUAUGGCGGCAAGGAGACUUGGACGAUCUACGCUAAUGCGAUAGCGGGCCAAUCCGGUACUCAAGUCUCACCUAGACCGAUCAGCACCGAACCCAUGUAUGUUAUCCUCAACCUCGGGAUCUCGAACAAGUUUCAGACGGUCGAAUGGGAGAAACUCAACUUCCCAGCCAAGAUGUAUAUCGAUUAUGUCAGAAUCUAUCAACGUGAAGGCCACACUAAUAUCGGAUGUAGUCCUAAAGAUCGGCCGACUGAGGAUUACAUCAAUCGUCAUCUUGGAGCUUAUACCAAUCCAAACUUUACCACUUGGGCACAAGCUGGAUAUACGGUACCCAAAAAUCGCUUGAAAGAUUCUUGUUAAGGAAAAAAAACGAUAAUCACAAACACUUUUGGAUGUCACAUUGGUCUGAAGAGGCAUCUCUAAACAACCGAGAUUGUCUUCUUCUUUGCAUAACUAGUUUCUCUAUGACCUUUUCAUUAGCCUAACAUUUAACUUCACUUUCUCAUUUUGAUCAAUUGCAGACUUUACUCCUUUUUGAUCUCUUUCUCUUGACUCUUUUCUUUUUUUUUUGGGGGGGGGUUCUCUUGUUCAUCUUUGUCUGCCGAUGCACGUCUCUCUAUGUCAUUGCACCUAUCAAAGCGGUUCAUAUAUCAAUCAACAGCAAACGAUGGCGGAAGAAGAACAAAAUAAUCAUAGACACAUGAAAGAAUGAACAACGAAGAACAGAAACAAGAUACGACAGAAUCGGAGAAAUCGAAGAGCGACAACGACUUCCGACUUCUUUUUAUAAUGGACAUCACGUCGGGGGCACAAUCACCGCUUUUUUCACACAAUCAUCUUUCUUUUCUUAUUAAUCACACAUUAUUAACACCCCCCCCCCACACACACACACAAACAAGUCAAUUUUACUUUUUGUUGGCGUUUUCCAUUUUCUCUUUCGCCGUUCUUAUCUUCUAUUCAAUGGUUUAUCAAGACGUAGUGGGUUGGGUUUUUUUUAGGUCACUAGAUAUAUGUCACAUUCAUAUAUUAUAUUUUUCUUAACAUAGAGCUUACAUCUUAUUUCUCUUAGAUUACCCAUCAACACAACCUGAUCUCCUUUAUUACCUUCUUUUUCUUUUCUUCUUUUGAAACCGAUGCUCUGGUUAUUAUUAUUACUUAAUUUUGUUUGUCUUUUUGGUUUUUUUUUUCUGCCUUGAUCAGUUCCACUCACCAUGUUCUUGCUCUGAUCUAUUUCUCUCUCUCUCUCUGUUUAUAUCUUCAACAUCAUAUUACCACCAUCCCAUCCUUAACAAAAAGAAAAUCAAAAUCAAAUAACCUUGUUUGUAUAGUGUCUCUAUUCCUAUCUCUUGCUUUUUUCUUUUCCCUCUCUCUCUCUCUCUCUCUUUACUUCACACAUCAUCCAUCUUUCUCUCUCUCUCUCUCUCUCUCUCAAGAAACCAUGUAAUCAUCAUCAUCAUCAACACAUACACACAUACUUUUACUCAAAACAUCACUGAUUGCUAUCCAUCAAUGAGCAUGAUCUCUAACCUGAGUCUUUUUUUUUCCGCAGUUCUUCUUCUCAUUUCUUUGUGAAUGUAAGAGUGCACACAUCAUGAUGCCCUACAAUCUGUCCUAUUCCAUGCCCGUUGGAAGGCAAAGAUUGUGAUGGAUUUGGGCAGGUUAUAAUGGGU
Molecule: messenger RNA, 4147 nt
Organism: Puccinia graminis f. sp. tritici CRL 75-36-700-3
Lineage: Eukaryota; Fungi; Basidiomycota; Pucciniomycetes; Pucciniales; Pucciniaceae
Exons: 6
Coding region: 333-2837 (834 amino acids)
Biological process (GO): (1->6)-beta-D-glucan biosynthetic process; fungal-type cell wall organization
Cellular component (GO): plasma membrane; endoplasmic reticulum membrane
Molecular function (GO): glucosidase activity
Source: RefSeq, a predicted model, not a curated record